GAGGUCCUGGAUUUUGUGGGGGAACCUCCACACAUGUAUGCUCAGCUCCUCCUCCACCUUUGGGUUGAAACGCCCCCCUAUGCUCACAAGCUCGUCUGCGUCGCGUCCCUCUUCCGCUCGCGCUCGGUGAUGUUGCAGGUCGUGGUACUCGUGUGGGCGGCAGCUGAGCUUUGGGUCGGUUUCAUCAGCCUCUUCCACCAAGCAGAUGCCAAGAAGCCCAGACAUCGCAUGGAGGACACUCUUCGUCAGAUGGUGAGGACUGGGCAGCUGUCGCUUGAUGGGAAGAAGCUGAGCCUGACAUCCGAUGAGGUGCCACGCCUGCAGCAGGAGGUGGCCAAGCAGUAUGGGAGGAUGGGAGGUCGGCCCCUGAAGCCGAUGAGCGAGAGGCGAGGGAUCAUGGGUGGCCACCGGUCCAACAGGAGACAGGGCCAUGAGAAGCCUCGGCAGUUUGAGUUGACCGUGUCCAUGAAGCACCGCAUUUGCCAGCAAAUCUAUGCGACCCAUGAGCAGCAUCCUGCCGAGGUGGACAUGCUCAAGGCAUUUGCGAGGAAGAACAAGAUGAGGUUGGACAAAGUUCAGGACAUCUGGGCCAACAGGGCCACAUGGGCUUCCAUGGAAAGCAAGGAGCAUGGGAACCAGAAGCAUGGGGAUCACACUGAGAAGAAGAAGGAACGGGCACAUGGGCAUCAGGUUCUGCAGCGACACCUGGCAUGGCAGUAUGAGCUCCUCCUUCAUGAGCACAUGCAAGAGCUUACGGAGCUUUUGGAAGAUGAGAAGAGUAAGGACAUGAGCACCCAUGAGCGGCAGCAGCAUGAGAAUAAGCUCAAGAAAGCUGAGAAGCAGGUUGAGAGCAUGAGUGCAGACACCAAGGUCAUGCACAGAAGGGCCCAGACAUUGGCCAAAUGGCUGGGUGCUGAGACGAGGGUGCCCAACCUCGUCAACCAGAUAAGUGAGGUUGAGAUGCAGGUGAGAGCUGAGCUCACGUGGCAGCACCAUGACUGGCGCAUUCAUAAGGUGGCAUCAGCAGAUCAUGAGUUUGACAUGCAGUUCUUUGCCAGGCCGCGUGAGAUCACCCCAGACAUCAGAAAGGCAUGUGUGCUGGGCUUCAGCGAUCAGGUGCCAUUGUGGCUGAGAUGUGGGUCACAUCGUGAGGUGUUUGCAUCAUGGGAAUUAGCUGGGCUGAAGAGAAGGAAGCAGCAUCCGCACAUCAGUGACCCACAUCAGACUGCAGAUGAGCAGCAAGAUGUGCCGGCAGCUGAGGACCAGCAUGAGAAGCAGCCACAUGAGCAUGAGGACCUGAGAUUUCUGUCGGGAUUGAAUCGGGACCCGCAGCAUGAGAAGCAGCCAGAUGAGCCUGAGGACCCGCAGCAUCCAGGUGAUGAGUGGCAGCUCGCCAUGCCAGAUGAGGGGCAUGGGAAAAGCCAUUUGACUACCCGUCGGCAAGAGAAGGCCGAUAGGAUGAGGGUCACAUUCGAGGCCAUGCAGCUGGUGACCGGCUUCUUCGACCCUGAGUCCGCGCCAUCAGGGCAUGUCAUGAAGGGACUGCUCAUCGUUCCCGGCCAGCAUGGGCGAUUGGACAACAUCGAUGAGCACGGCAGAUGGAAAGAGGAUGAGGUGUUCUUCUACAUGGGUCAGGAAAGACGCCGCAUCAAAGGUGAGAGCUGCGGCCGAUGUCUCAUCAGCUGGCGGAAGCUGCGAGAUGAGAUGCCUCAUGUUUUCAGGCAUUUCACAGUGAUGAGCCAGCCUGCGAGCAACAGCGAUGGGAUUAUUCUCCCAUGGGUGAUCAAGAAUCAGGCGAAUCAGUUUCCGGUGUCGGUGUGGAUGAGAGAUGCAUAUGGGCCGGCAUUCGCAGCUGAUACGACAAAGACCCUCUUCAUGAGCCAUCAGGUCCAAUCCAGCAUCAUGCCCAAAAUGACAUCAGCCAUGCAACUCACCGACACGGAUUUCUCACAUGCCUUUAAGGCAGCAGUGAGACGAAGCAUCGAUGAGCAGAGCAUGAGACAGGCGGCUCGCAGGAAUGAGGAGGACGGGCACCACGAGCAGCAGUUCCCGAAGAUGGGCCUGAAAGAAAUGGCUCUGGCCAUCGAUGCUGCCAUGGAGCACAUGAUCCAGAUGAAUGAGAAAAGCGAGUGGGUCCUGGGUGGCCUCCGCCGCAACGGCUUCUUGGCCAUGAGACCUGAUGAGAAAGGCAUGAUGAAGAAGUGCG
Messenger RNA from Symbiodinium necroappetens, 2206 nucleotides. The record is from the annotation of a GenBank genome assembly. Lineage: Eukaryota; Dinophyceae; Suessiales; Symbiodiniaceae.